This is a messenger RNA of Labeo rohita (rohu), 2648 nucleotides long. RefSeq names its product sorting nexin 5 (gene snx5). Gene Ontology annotation, cellular component: endosome. Gene Ontology annotation, biological process: pinocytosis. Gene Ontology annotation, molecular function: dynactin binding; phosphatidylinositol binding. The record is from RefSeq and is a predicted model, not a curated record. Lineage: Eukaryota; Metazoa; Chordata; Actinopteri; Cypriniformes; Cyprinidae. Bases 123 to 1322 code for a protein of 399 amino acids. The transcript has 13 exons.
CGGAUGUCCACAGUGACAGGCGAAAGUGAAGAGUAAAGAGCAGCGAGCUGCAGCUGAGAAGUUAAAAGUACAGUUUAAUGUACAACCCAGAGCCGAUAAAAUAAGCGAAAGAAUUCCUGAACAUGACAUCGAUCUCAGGGGACAGUGAUAAGGACAAGGUGCGCUCUGUGUCAGUUGACUUGAACAAUGAUGCAUCUCUCGUCAUCGAUAUCCCUGAUGCCCUCUGUGAACGUGACAAAGUCAAGUUUACUGUUCACACCAAGACCACACUGAGUUCCUUUCAGAAGCCGGAUUUUUCUGUGCCACGACAGCAUGAAGAUUUCAUCUGGCUUCAUGACACAAUCGUGGAGACUGAGGAAUAUGCUGGCCUCAUUAUUCCUCCUGCCCCACCAAAACCUGACUUUGAGGGUCCGCGGGAGAAGAUGCAUAAACUGGGAGAAGGGGAAUCGAGCAUGACAAAGGAGGAAUAUGCUAAAAUGAAGCAGGAACUUGAGGCGGAAUAUCUUGCUGUUUUUAAGAAGACCGUGCAGGUUCAUGAAGUUUUUCUUCAGCGACUUUGCUCCCACCCCAUCUUCAGAAAGGACAGAAACUUCCAGAUAUUCCUGGAAUACGACCAGGAUCUUACCGUGAGAAGGAAAAAUGCCAAGGAAAUGUUUGGUGGGUUUUUUAAGAAUAUGGUAAAGACUGCUGAUGAGGUCCUUAUCUCAGGGGUCAAGGAGGUUGAUGAGUUUUUUGAACAGGAGAAGAUUUUUCUGUUGGAUUAUUCCGGUAAAAUCAAAGAUGCCACUGCUAAGGCUGAGAAAAUGACACGUUCGCACAAAAAUGUUGCUGAUGAUUAUAACCACAUUUCUGGGGCGGUGAACAACAUUGCUGCAGACAACAACACUGCCUUUAAAAAGCACUUAGAAAAAUGUGCUGACGUUUUUGAGAAGCUUAGAAAACUGGAGGACAGGGUGGCAUCAGAUCAGGAGCUCAAGCUGACAGAACUGUUGAGAUACUACACAAGAGACAUCCAGGCUGCUAAGGACCUGUUGUAUAGACGUGCAAGGGCACUUGCCGAUUACGAGAACUCUAAUAAAGCUCUUGACAAGGCUCGUCUGAAGGGUAAGGACAUCCCACAGGCUGAGGAAAACCAGAAGCAGUGUCUGCAGAAGUUCGACAAGCUCUCUGAGUCUGGCAAGAAAGAGCUCACCAGUUUCAAGGCGAGGCGUGUAGUAGCCUUCCGUAAGAACUUGAUCGAGAUGACCGAGCUAGAAAUAAAACAUGCCAAGAACAGCAUGUCCCUUCUGCAAGGCAGCAUUGAGAUCCUCAAGAGCAACUGACCCACACGAUGAGGUCACUGGAUCAUCUUGAGCUUCUUGAAUUGUUACCAACCCAUUAGAGGGGAACCUGAAUGCACCUACAUCAAAAGUCCUAAAUGUGGUUUAGUAACCUUUCUAAAACGUGAAAAAAAGCCACCACCAGCAAUGUCUCUACCAUGUUUACACUUUAUCUAGUUUUUUUAUUCUCUCUGAUGCCCGUUUUUACUGCUGGUAUCUUGCCACCAAACUGAGGGCAGUAAACAUCACCCAAAAUCUCUCUCAUUUAUUUGAAUUAUCAACAACACGUCUGUGUUAGCAUCCCUUUCUUUUUUAAGUAUUCCAAUUUUUUAAGAUUAUGCAGACAGAUAUAAACCACCACAAUGACAAAAGAAGAUAAAGUGCAUAAUUUCAGCGAUUUUUCUAUUGGUUUGAUUAUGACUGCAAUUUUGUACCUUUAAAUGUGAUUAAUCUGCUUUUGCUGUCACACUGGAAAGCUGAUGCAUACUAAUCAUGAACUAUUAUGUAAACCUGACGUGUGAUGACAAACAGAGCAGUAUAAACCUGAGAAGUGUUAUGUGACAUGAAAUACUUCAGAUCUUUCUUUAUAACAUUUUUCUACUCAGUCGAGCUUCAUUCAAAGACACAACACAAAAUGUCACAGUAAUUUACAAUCAAGUUCUAUGUCAAGUUAGCCUUUGCCAGGAUCAAAACCAGCACUUUUUGUAUUGAAUCUGGUUGUUUUUGUUUUAAAUUGUAGAUUGACUCUUAUGUCCUCAUUUGGUGUGUGUGGGUGAAUCGCACAACUCUCAAUUUUCAGUUACUAUUAGUAGUUUGUGGAAGCCAGAAUUUUUUAUGGUAAAGGUUACACAGCCAUAAAUAAGUUGGUGCUUCCAUAUAUGUGUGAGCAAAAAACUAUUUGCUUCUAGUGAGCUGCAUGUUUUCCCUUUUCUAAAGACUGAAGUCGGAUUCUACAAUGCCACCGAUUUACAUUUAAGUUCAUUUAGUUUGAUAGUUGAUCCUUUCACUAUUAAAUAAAAUCAGCAUUCCGUAUUCAAAUGUAUUUUUUUACUUAAAUGUUUUCUCUUGAUGUUGUUACUAACAGGUUAGUCUCGCUACAUUGAAAUUGGACCAAAAUGUGUGUAAGGUUUGGUUUUAUGUAAAACCACAAAAAGAUGUAGCUUGACUGAUUAUGGAGAUUAUGUUUCGUAAAAGCACUAUUACAAUCAUGUCUCAAAAAAGACCAAUUUUAUAAAUGAUUGUAUAGAUGAAAAAAAGUUUUUUCAUAUGGAGUAUCAUCAUUUUUAUGAAAGCUUGCUAUAAUGAAAAUAAAUAUGCCCUGCUUUCCCA